AUGCUGUCCACUUCAAUUGCUCCAUGGCAUACUUGCUGCUAUUAUCCUGUACCUAAAUAUUUGUUCUCCCCAAAUCUCCACCUCCAAAACAAGAAGAAAAUCUCUUUAAGACCAUCAAUACAACUCUGCAUAAAUAACAGUUUCUUCACUUUUACCGCAACAAAAAGUUGUAGCGAAGAUCAGGAAAAGAAUCAGAAGCGUUAUCCGAAAAACGACCCAGAUCAAGAAAAUCCCAAAUUAUGCCAAGAUUUUUACUCUUCAAUUGAGAACCCAAAGGCCCAAUUUAGGGAGAGUGAAAGGGAACCAGAAAGUGAUAUAGAUAGCCUUUUGAGCAUUUCAUCAAAGAUGUGGUGGACAGAUUUCAAAGCUUUCUUGGGUCAAAGAAUUAAUUUGAAAGGUGUUGCUUCUUCUGUGGGAAUUUUGUCCAAAGACAAGCACUUGGCAAUCCCACAUGUUUCUGUGCCUGAUAUACGGUAUGUUGAUUGGGGUGAAUUGAAGAAAAGAGGGUUUAAAGGUGUGGUCUUUGAUAAGGAUAAUACUAUUACCCUUCCUUACUCUUUGAGCUUGUGGGCGCCCCUUGGAUCAUCCAUAGAGCAGUGUAAAUCAUUGUUUGGUAAUGACAUUGCAGUGUUCAGUAACUCUGCAGGAUUAUAUGAGUAUGACCCUGAUGGUGCAAAAGCUAAAGCUCUUGAGGAUGCAAUCGGGAUAAAAGUGAUUAGGCAUAGUGUUAAGAAGCCAGCUGGAACUGCUGAAGAAAUUGAAAAGCACUUUGGUUCUGAGUCUUCAAGAAUUAUCAUGGUGGGUGAUCGGCCCUUCACGGAUAUUGUUUAUGGAAAUAGAAAUGGUUUUUUCACUAUAUUGACUGAACCACUUAGUCUUGAGGGGGAGCCGAUGAUCGUACAGCAGGUGAGGUCUCUUGAAGUGGCUCUGGUGAAUCGAUGGUCCGGAAAAGGGUUGAAGGCAAUCAAUCACAGGCUUCUUCCUGAUCCUGAGAAAUGUGUAAAAGAUGUAACACUCUAA
Molecule: messenger RNA, 1020 nt
Organism: Fraxinus pennsylvanica
Lineage: Eukaryota; Viridiplantae; Streptophyta; Magnoliopsida; Lamiales; Oleaceae
Source: the annotation of a GenBank genome assembly